Molecule: messenger RNA, 708 nt
Organism: Thelazia callipaeda (thelaziosis nematode)
Lineage: Eukaryota; Metazoa; Nematoda; Chromadorea; Rhabditida; Thelaziidae
Source: the annotation of a GenBank genome assembly
AUGAGUACUCUCGAAGGAGCUCGAGUAAGUCUGCUGGCAUGUGGUAGCUAUAAUCCACCCACAAUCAUGCACCUCCGGAUGUUUGAAAGUGCUCGAAGUUUUCUGGAAUGCCGAUGCGGGUGUGAAGUGGUGGAAGGAAUUCUGAGUCCAGUAGCUGAUUAUUUUGGCAAACCUGACUUACUGCCUGCAGCUCACAGGUUGAAGAUGUCAGACUUAGCUGUAAAAACUUCGUCCUGGAUUCGAGUCGACCCAUGGGAGUGUACUCAGAGUCACUGGACUCGAACUCUUUCAGUUCUUAAGCAUUUCAAGCAGGUACUGAAUUGCAAUUUCAAUGGCAAGCGUUUAAUGUUAUUAUGCGGUGGAGAUGUCGUAGAUUCAUUUAAACAGAUAAAACCAUCUGGCGAUUACUUGUGGGAGCCUUCAGAUGUCGCUGCUAUUAUACGAGAUUUUGGAUUGGUUGUACUCGCCAGAGAGAAUACAAACCCACUGAAUACUUUAAGUCAGCUUGGCUACAAUGGUCAUUGUUUGAAGAAUGUGGUUGUUUUUGAAGAUCCGGUCAUGCCUAAUAACAUUAGUUCUACACGUUUGCGAGCUGCAAUUCGACGUGGAGAAUCUAUAAAGUAUUGUACAACAGAUGCUGUUAUCGAAUAUAUCGCUAAGCAUGAAUUGUACCUUCCCAGGAACAAUCGAACUUCAAGUUUUCCUUAA